AUGGUCGUAAAUUUGAAGGACUUUCAGCCCCUCUUCAACAAACUUCAAGGUACAUGGUCAGCUUUUCGAGCAAUAUCUCUCAGAAGAGUGAAAAUUAGCCUAUGAAUAAACUGUGAAAACUUGCCAGAAAUUUCGACGUUUUUACUCUAUAUUUCUAAUCGGAUAGUCCAGCCAUUGUUUGAAAUUCUCAACAAAAAAAAAGUUGAUCUCUUUUAUUCAAAAAUUAUUACAAAAAUGCUUUCAGACCGCUCUGAUCACUAUAACUUUCGAUGGAAACGUCCGAAAAAUCCUCAAAAUUACGAGAGAUCCAAAUAUGACCGCGAAGACAACUGACGAUGAUUCCUACGAAAUAUUCAUUUAUAGUUUAUUUUUAUCGCAAUAUAAAGUUCCAUUUCCUUCCUAGGUUUUAAUUCACAUGAGACAUCCCUCGUACUCUUGGAUUUUUAAUUCGAUUAUCUUGUUUUCCUACGUGACAGUUGAGGGGAUCAACGAUAACUCUAGACGCUUAAAACAAUUAAUUACAGCUCAAUUAAUGUUGACCUUUUUGUAGGCAGGAAUUUCAUUCCUUUUCAAUUUAUCAGGUUUUCCAAACGCCUUCUUUACGUUCUGAAAAUUUCGCAUUAGCUUGUACUAUUUUUUUUCAAGAAUUAAUUAUAGUAUGCGAAAUUUGAACAUGACAACUCAAGAAAGCGCGACGUUGCGAAAAGUUCUAAAAAAUGGAUAAUUUGAACUGAAUCAUAGUGUAGUAUGCUGAGUGGAAAUAAAUUAUAAAGUUUUUAAACUUAAAGAUCCAAAAAUUAUAACUUUCAGAGAGCUAAUAUGGCCUUAUCAGCCCAUACAACUAUUCAACUUAUUUACGGCGUACCGAGUCUGAUUCUCAUGAUUUUCUUCCUUAUCGCUUUGAGCUGGAGCAAACUCUUCCAAAACUCCUUUUAUCGUAUGGUUCAGUUUGAUCUCAUCAUUGUGAGUUUUGGAAAAAAAACUGUCAAGAUGAUGGCUCAGUAUGUCUAUUGAAACUAUUUUGCAGCCCAAAAAAAUAACGAAAAUAAAACUCAGUUUUAAGCGCGACGCGUUAUGAGAGAAUAAUGAGAUUUUAAGAAAAAAACCCGAACUUCACUUCAGAACGUGCUAUGCUAUCUCAACACCUGGAUUUUUCUUCGAUUUAGCUCCGAAGAUUUCCGGAUGGAUUUCUUUCUUUAUUUAGCCAAGAAAAGUACGACGAUUCUCGAAGCAUCGAAUGUCUUUCUCCAAUGGUGGGAAUUGAAUGAUCGAUUUUCGGUCCUCUAAUUACGCGUAGUACUGGACUUUGACCAAAAAAUUGAACAAAAAUCCCAAAUAUUAUUAAUCAUUUUAGGUUUUUCCACGCUCAGAGUCUGUCUGCGUUUUUCCUUUGCGCACAGCGAUUGACAACCUCCUUAUUCAUCCGUUCUGACGAGGUAUGUUCUGUUCGGUAGAUCUCGUUGGGGAAGAUACAAUGGGCAUAAACAAAAUUAACAAUGCAAACGGGUCUUUUUCUGGAAUUCGAAAAGAAGAGGAUUUGAGAGAAGAAAAAACUAAUUUCAGAUUUGGAGAAAGUACUACUGGUUGGUCGCCUUAUCGGGCCUAGUCUACAGUUCUGCAAUUUCACUGACUUAUUUAUUAAAUGGUGUCGAUACGACCUACGAAAUAGUCGAUGGAAAGUUGAUAAUCGAAUCGGUGAGAGCCUCUCGAGAUUUAUAAAAUAAUAAACUUUCUACGCUACGUUUACCUAGCUUUUUAGGAAAUCUAGCUGUCGCCAGCUUUCAGAACCUCUUUCCUUUCUGAAAGAACUGAAAAUUUUCGAAAAACUUUAUUGUAAAUAUCUUUCAAGACCUUUUUUAUUUGGGAAAAGUUGAUUUAAUUGGUUCUUCAUCUUUUUGCUUGAAAACAUGGAAAACUUGAAACUUCUCUUUCAGCACCAUAUGGAUAUUAUUGCGUUAAUGAACCCAGUUUUCGCCUGCAUCUACUUCACUAUGAUUUUCUCUUCAGGAUUAGCAACUUUCUGCAUCGUGGGAAAAAGGCUAGAAGGUAUACUUAAUUUGGAACAGCUUCCUGGUUUGUUUCCAGAAGCAAGAAAAAAUAGAAACAUUUUCGCUGAAUCAUUGAAAAAAAAAUCCCCGAGAGCAUCUGUAGAAAGUUUGGAUAUUUUGUGAUAAGAAACACUUCUUUUUCAGUAUUACACCCAAUGCGAAAGGUUCUAUCAACUCGCAAAAUGGCUAUAAUUACCAUUGUCAAUAGUGUUGUGAUUUCCGGCAACUUGCUCUACACGGCAAGCUUUUAAACCUCUCAUUUAAAAUGAAAACUAUCUUUUUCAGACCUUAUACGGAGUUAUGACAGCCCUCAACAUUAAUGCGCUCAAUUUUCUCUCUAUCAGACUUAUGUUAUUCUCAUCUGACAUGGUUUUACUUCAGUUUUAACUUGAAUUAAUCCAAAGUUCAGAUCACUCUUGCCAUGCCGUGGAUUCUGCUAUUUUUGGAUAAAAACGUCGGGAAAAUGCUCGGCUUCUCUAAAUCUAUCAAAACAAACAAUGUCCAAACUAUAACCUAA
Molecule: messenger RNA, 2565 nt
Organism: Caenorhabditis auriculariae
Lineage: Eukaryota; Metazoa; Nematoda; Chromadorea; Rhabditida; Rhabditidae
Source: the annotation of a GenBank genome assembly